This is a messenger RNA of Myripristis murdjan (pinecone soldierfish), 3809 nucleotides long. It is a transcript of the gene slc4a1a, whose product is annotated as solute carrier family 4 member 1a (Diego blood group). The transcript has 21 exons. The record is from RefSeq and is a predicted model, not a curated record. Bases 210 to 2948 code for a protein of 912 amino acids. Lineage: Eukaryota; Metazoa; Chordata; Actinopteri; Holocentriformes; Holocentridae. Gene Ontology annotation, biological process: regulation of intracellular pH; monoatomic anion transport; bicarbonate transport. Gene Ontology annotation, molecular function: bicarbonate transmembrane transporter activity; monoatomic anion transmembrane transporter activity; solute:inorganic anion antiporter activity. Gene Ontology annotation, cellular component: plasma membrane; basolateral plasma membrane.
UUUCAUAUGGGUGUUCCCACCGCUCUCGUUUGUUCUCUACCCAUCUUGGCUAGUCCUGCUUCACUUUUUUGCUGGGUGCAUCUACGCUUACAGCACAGCAAUCGUCCUGUUCCCGGUGCUGCAGACCAGGUGGGAGUACCUGCAUGCAGGGAAUGCAUAGAAGUAGCUGAGAAUUCAAGGACAGACAAAUCAGCAUCUGAAAAACGCCAAUGGAAAACAAUCUAAGCUUUGGGGAGGGCAGUGACAUGUCAUAUGAAGACAAUGACUCAGCCUUCCCCUCUCCAUUGAGACUGACCCCUCCAGGCCACAGCGGCAUCUAUGACCUGGAGCAGAGGAGGCAGGAGGAGGAGGAGAAUGAGCCACCCAUGGAGACCAUCAUCAUCUCCACUGACUCAGAGGCCUAUCUGAACCUGAACACCAAUGCCAACACAAGAGGAGAUGCUCAGGCCUAUGUGGAGCUGAAUGAGCUCCAGGGCAACGUCUGGCAGGAGACCGGCCGCUGGGUGGGCUACGAGGAGAGCUUCAACCCCAGGACAGGAAAAUGGGGCCCCUCGCAUGUCUCCUACCUCACCUUCAAGAGCCUGAUCCAGCUCCGCAAGGCCAUGAGCACAGGUGCCGUCCUCCUUGACCUGAAUGUCAGCAGUCUGUCUGCUGUGGCUGAGAAAGUGGUUGAUGAGCUGCUGAGCAGGGAUGAGAUACGUGCCAGUGAUCGAGAUGUCCUGCUGAGGGCUCUCUUGAUGAAACGCAGUCAGACUGAGGAACCUGCAGUUACAGCCUCAGGAGACAUUGAGAUGCAGACCUUUUCUGUCACCAAGACGAGAGACCGCUCUGACAACAUGGAGGCCUCCAUUGUCCUCUCAGGUAUCGUGGACUCACUGCAGAAGCCAGUGGUGGCCUUCAUCAGGCUGAGUGAUUCUGUGGUCAUGGAGUCUGCCUUGGAGGUUUCUGUCCCUGUUCGCUUCGUCUUCAUCCUGGUGGGCCCCAGCCAGAGCGGAUUGGACUUCCAUGAGAGUGGCCGAGCCAUGGGCGCUCUGAUGGCUGACUGGGUGUUCAGUCUGGAGGCCUACUUGGCCCCGACUGCCAAGGAGCUGACCAAUGCCGUCGCUGACUUCAUGGACUGCAGCGUUGUCAUCCCCCCAACUGAGAUCCAAGACGAAGCUCUGCUAUCAUCGAUCGUCGGCUUCCAGAAGCAGAUGCUGCGUGACAGACUCCGCCCUUGUGACUCCCGUCUCGCCUUUGGUGACAGGGUCAAAUAUGACACAGGCCCAGAGGAGCCUAGAGAGGACCCUCUGGCCCGCACAGGUAUUCCUUUUGGUGGGAUGGUGAAAGACUUGAAGCGCCGUUACCGCCACUACAUCAGUGACUACACAGAUGCCCUGAACCCUCAGGUUCUGGCUGCUGUCAUCUUCAUCUAUUUCGCUGCCCUGUCCCCGGCCAUCACUUUCGGAGGGCUUUUGUCUGACAAAACAGAGAGGAUGAUGGGCGUGUCAGAGCUGAUGGUCUCCACCAGCAUCCAGGGUGUCAUCUUCUGUCUCAUUGCCGCCCAGCCUGUUCUCGUCAUUGGCUUCUCAGGUCCACUGCUGGUGUUUGAGGAAGCAUUUUUUGCAUUCUGCAAGUCCCAAGGCAUUGAAUACAUUGUGGGCCGUAUCUGGGUGGGAAUGUGGCUGAUACUGAUCGUGUUCAUCAUCGUGGCUGUGGAAGGCAGCUUCCUGGUCCGAUUCAUCUCCCGCUUCACUCAAGAAAUCUUCUCCAUCCUCAUUUCUCUCAUCUUCAUCUAUGAGACCUUCAACAAGCUCAUUAAGAUUUUCAAAACCCACCCUCUGGUUUUGAAUUAUGACCACCUGAACGACUCGCUGGACAAUCCCUUUCACCCACUCAUCAAGAUCCACGAAGAGGUCCAUCCAGAUGGCAACGUGACCGUUCAUGAACUUGAGAUCGAGAGAGCCUACCCCAACACUGCUUUGCUGUCCAUGUGCCUUAUGUUUGGUUGUUUCUUCAUCGCAUACUUCCUGCGUCAGUUCAAGAACGGACAUUUUCUCCCUGGCCCGAUCCGUCGCUUGAUUGGAGACUUCGGUGUCCCCAUUGCUAUUUUCUUCAUGAUUGCUGUGGAUAUCAGCAUUGAGGAUGCCUACACUCAGAAACUGGUUGUGCCAAAAGGUGUUGAGGUGACCAACCCCAAAGUCAGAGGCUGGUUCAUCAACCCCUUGGGGGAAAAGAAGCCCUUCCCAAUCUGGAUGAUGGGCGCAUGCUGCGUACCUGCACUGUUGGUCUUCAUCCUCAUCUUCCUUGAGUCCCAGAUUACCACGCUGAUUGUGAGCAAACCUGAGAGGAAGAUGGUGAAGGGAUCCGGGUUUCAUUUUGAUCUGCUUCUCCUGGUCACCAUGGGAGGUAUUUCCUCUAUUUUUGGGGUGCCUUGGCUUAGUGCAGCCACAGUCCGAUCCGUCACCCAUGCCAACGCCCUCACCGUCAUGUCCAAGGGCCCAAAACCAGAGAUUGAGAAGGUGAUUGAGCAGAGAAUUAGUGGCAUCCUUGUGGCCAUAAUGGUUGGUGUGUCUAUUUACAUGGAGCCUAUUCUGAAGAUGAUUCCUAUGACUGCCCUGUUUGGUAUCUUCCUUUAUAUGGGUAUCACAUCUCUCAGUGGAAUUCAGAUGUGGGACAGGAUGCUUCUGUUGAUUACACCAAAGAAAUACCAUCCCUCGGACGCCUAUGCCACUAGGGUGAAGACAUGGAGGAUGCACCUAUUCACUCUGGUCCAGCUGGUGUGUCUGGCCAUUCUGUGGGUUGUGAAGAUAAGCCCCUUCUCCCUGGCGCUGCCUUUUGUUCUCAUUCUCACCAUCCCUCUGCGCAUGUUCAUGACCGGCAGGGUUUUCUCAGUCUUGGAGAUGAAAUGUCUGGAUGCAGAUGAUGCCAAAGUGAAACUUGAGGAGGAACCAGGGGAUGAAGUCUAGGAGUCCCAAAUACCAUGAACAACACCAUACAAACCAUAACUUUCCACUGAACUCGAACUUUAUUUCCAGUAACUAGCUCAUUUUAAAAUUUUAUAUCAGAUGUCUUCAAAUGUAUGUUUUUGCAAAAAACCUCUUCAGUACAAAAAUUGUUUUGUCAUUCUUAUAUUUAAAGAAUACUUCCACUCAGUUUCAGAAUUCAUACAUUAUUAUUCCUGUGGGUUAAAACAGCUGAAUCAGUAUUUCUCAACAUGGAGUUAUUCCCUGCACAACCUAUAAUCUAGGAAAACGAUAAUAUAAUCCUAAAGCUUUUUCAUUGACAAUGAAUGGGAGGCUUUUUAUUCAUGAUUUCCCAUUUAUACUCUUCUCAUGUGAUGUCACAGCUUUGGGUGAUGUAAAAUGAUUCCCUCUUAUUUCCAACAAUAGGGAUGAAUAAUAAAUGUUCACAAAUAAAAACUCGGCUAUCUUGUGGCACAGGAACAAAAUAUGUGAUUUCUAGAAAUGAGUGGUGUUUCUCGUUGAAAUCUCAAGUCAGUAGUUGUGAUUUUUUUUUCUUUAAGUGCAUUAUGUGUAGCUUGAAAAUUACCAGUGCUGCCACGUUGUAGAGCUUAUAGUACAUGCACUAAAAAAAGCUAUGCAGAUUAGAUCUUUACUCCUUUUUUGAUGAAGACAUAAUGAAUUCUUAUGGGACUAUGACAUAACCCCCCCCCCCCCCCCCCCCCCCCCUUUGCCCUUAGUUUAUUAUUCUUAAAUGUUUUACAUAUUUAAUGUUUUCAUUUGAUUCCACAUUUGAUAGAUUGUGAUGUUGACUGAACAAAAAUGAGCAUUUACUUACUUUAAUGUUUGCUGUCCAGUCCACAUAUG